Molecule: messenger RNA, 1263 nt
Organism: Rosa rugosa (rugosa rose)
Lineage: Eukaryota; Viridiplantae; Streptophyta; Magnoliopsida; Rosales; Rosaceae
Product: F-box protein SKIP19-like
Exons: 2
Coding region: 102-1028 (308 amino acids)
Molecular function (GO): protein binding
Source: RefSeq, a predicted model, not a curated record
GCAACUGCAACUGCAACUGCAACUGCAACACCCACAUCUCUAGAAGUAAAACCACGAGCUCUCCAUUUUCCCCCAAACCUUUCAAUCAAGCUCUCCUCUUUAUGUCCUCACCUUCAUCUCCAAAACGACCAUGCGGAGCCCCGAUCCGAAACUGGACGGAGCUCCCGGAGGACGUCACGGCUGCGAUCCUCUCCCGUCUCGGAGCCAUCGACAUCCUCGAGACGGCUCAGAAGGUCUGCAAGACGUGGUACAAAGUCUGCAAGGACCCUCUCAUGUGGCGCAUCGUCGACUUCCGCGACGAUGAUCUCCACAAAGUUCAUGACUUGGGGAAGAUGUGCCGCUACGCCGUUGAUCGGAGCGAUGGGAAAUUGGCUAGUAUCAAUCUCGAUUCCUUCGCCACCGAUGAGCUCCUCAACUACAUCACUGAUAGUUCAAGUGAAAUCAGAUGUCUACGACUUGUGCGUUGCGACAUAACAAGUGAGGGACUGAGUGCAGUGUCUUCAAGACUUCCACUGUUGGAGGAACUUGAAAUUUCACAUUGCUCGCUCUCACAUGAAACUCUGGAAGUGGUUGGGGCCUCUUGUCCUCUUUUGAAAUCACUGAAACUCAACAGUCGAUGGUACAGUUUCGCCCAUGAGGAGUGUAACAAGCAUGCACUUGCUAUAGCAGGAACAAUGCAUAAUUUACGCCACCUCCAAAUUUUUGCGAAUAAGCUGACUAAUGAUGGCUUGCGGGCUAUACUUGAUGGUUGUCCUCCACUUGAGUCACUUGAUCUGCGCCAGUGUUACAAUCUUAAUCUGGAGGAAGAUUUUGAGAAAAGAUUGGUGGAACGAAUUAAACUAUUACGGCUUCCUGAUGAUUCAACUGAUGACUAUGAGUUUGAUGCUACGGUUCUCGAGUACGGAUCAGAUAAUGCAGAGCCUGAAGUCGAUUUUUUUGACGAAAUGUUCAUGGUAGAUGAUGCAGAUGGUGAAGUCUUCCCCUGGAAUGGUUUCGUUGAGUUUGAGGAUUUCUAUUACUUUUUGUGAAACUGGGAUCUAGUGCUCUUGAGUUUAAGGAUAAUUAACAGAAGAGCCUUUAUCCAUCCAAAGGGUCUAUAGUUUCUCUGCAGAAGGCCUAUUUCUUUCUGAGUUGCGAAGAACAGAGAUAUUGUUGCCUUUUUUCUUUUGUGUGUUGUGUUGUAACAUGUAAGAGAAAGGUUGCUAUUAGCAAAUCUGUAUUGUCCAGGAUACAAAGAGUUUUAGCUUGUUUGAUUACAGAUUA